Homalodisca vitripennis (glassy-winged sharpshooter) is the source of this 1220-nucleotide messenger RNA. RefSeq names its product chorion peroxidase-like. Gene Ontology annotation, molecular function: heme binding; peroxidase activity. The transcript has 5 exons. The record is from RefSeq and is a predicted model, not a curated record. NCBI's taxonomy places the organism in Eukaryota, Metazoa, Arthropoda, Insecta, Hemiptera, Cicadellidae. Gene Ontology annotation, biological process: response to oxidative stress. The coding region runs from base 169 to 675 and encodes 168 amino acids.
CUUAGGUUACUAAUAACCUUUUCAAGAAGCCUGGCCACCACUACGGUCUAGAUUUGGUGGCUUUUAACAUGCAGAGAGGUCGUGACUUCGGCAUACCGGGCUACAUGGAGUACAGGAAGUUCUGUGGACUGCCUGGUGCAGAUUUCUUUUGUAGGGCUGUUCGGAGCCAUGCCUAACACGACCAUCAAUCGAUAUACUACAAUAUAUGAGAGUCCUGCCGAUGUGGACUUGUGGUCUGGUGGCGUCUCGGAGAGACCUCUGCCUGGCAGCAUGAUCGGGCCUACGUUCGGGUGCAUCAUCGCUACUCAAUUCAGUUAUGCCCGGCGAGGCGAUCGUUUCUGGUAUGAGCUUCCUAACCAGCCUUCAUCAUUUACACCAGAACAACUUCAAGAGAUCAGGAAGGUGAAGUUGGCAAGAGUGAUUUGUGACAAUACCGACUUAAUUGACACAAUUCAGGUUUAUCCCAUGGUCCUUGCUGACCAUGAAAUCAACCCACGAGUGCCCUGUCGCAGUGGUGUGUUGCCCAGCCUGGAUCUCACCAAGUGGGCAGACUUCAGUGGUUCUCCCACAGGACAAGGCGCCUUUCAACACUCCCGUUACUGGGACUGCUUUCGACCCUCUUCUCGGCAAGAAAUAACCACCCAGACAUGUGACUCUCCUGCGUACUACUACUGAUCAUGCGGUUCUUAUUGGUCUAUAGGCGAUAUUAAUGUUAAGUUAUUCCUGGAAUAUUAUUGUUUUAUAUGGUGCUAAUCUGUGCUUGAUAUAAAACACAGAGUUGUUCUAUUCCGAAAUUAAAGAUCUCAAAUGUAAUUAUCCCCUACACUAAAUACAAAAAUUGUUUUUAUUUUGUUAUCUUUGUAUAAAUUACAUUUUUCUUUAUUAACUCUAAAAGCAAUGUUGAAAAUACUUUUAUAUGAUUAAUUUAAAAGUACCCUUACACAUAACUCAACAUAUGCCAUUUAUUGACCAAACUUUAUACUGUUGCUAUGUACCAUUCGUUAUUUUUAAUAAAUUGAUCACUGAUACGUAAGAGUGACUAAAAUUGUUUAUCAAAUUGUUUAGAAUGUAAAUAAAUAAGUUUCGAUUGGUAAUGUUCAUCUGCUCAGGCAGUCUAACAGAAAAGCGUCAUUACAAACUCUGUGUUUUACUUGAGAUUUAGAUGGCAAAUUUGUAUAUUUAACGAUGUAAAUACAAAUGUAUUUUUUAAUAAAAUGGGA